Tigriopus californicus is the source of this 3154-nucleotide messenger RNA. RefSeq names its product exosome complex exonuclease RRP44-like (gene Dis3). Gene Ontology annotation, cellular component: nuclear exosome (RNase complex); cytoplasmic exosome (RNase complex). Gene Ontology annotation, biological process: rRNA catabolic process. The transcript has a single exon. Bases 140 to 3094 code for a protein of 984 amino acids. The record is from RefSeq and is a predicted model, not a curated record. Gene Ontology annotation, molecular function: RNA binding; endonuclease activity; 3'-5'-RNA exonuclease activity. NCBI's taxonomy places the organism in Eukaryota, Metazoa, Arthropoda, Copepoda, Harpacticoida, Harpacticidae.
UGACAUGGUAGACACGUGCUGGUGGAUCCCGAAACUAGCACGUUAUCAGAGUUAGCCGGACUGGAGCCCCCAUGGACCCCAUGAAUUGAAAGUAAGUCCGAUCAUCGCUUCGUUACGCUCACCUACCCCACCCGCCAAAAUGUUGGCCCACAAGACUUUUCUCAAGAAAACCCGUCGGGGCAAGAUUCUAAAAGUGGUGCGCGAACACUAUCUCCGGCAAGAUUUACAUUGCGGUUGGAAAGCCUGCGCGCACUGCGCGGUAGCUGCCCCAUCAGAGGCCUCAGUCGAGGCGCCCUUGAACACGCCCUUGACGCCGCCCGAAGUCAGCCCGUGUGAGGCCGUGGCCUCGCCCCAUCUGCUCAUCUUGGACACGAACGUGGUCUUGGAUCAAAUUGACGUGUUGGAGUCGGGCCAUUUGGCCGAUGUGGUCUUGCUGCAAACUGUGGUGCAAGAAGUUCGCCACCGCUCUUCGCCCAUUUAUAAACGCCUCCAAGAUCUGUUGGCCCAAAGCCAGCGGCGUUUCUACUUUUUCGUCAAUGAGCAUCACGCCGACACGUUCGUGGCCCGCCGACCCGGCGAAACGCCCAACGACCACAAUGAUCGGGCCAUUCGGCGAGCCGCUCUCUGGUACCGCCAACAUCUGGGCUGGGCCGUGGUUUUGCUGACUCAAGACGCCGAUAAUCGUCAAAAGGCCCAAGCUCAGGGCUUAAUCGCGCUCUCCGUGGAAACCUAUGUCCGAGGGCUGGUCGACCAGCCCGAAUUGGCCGAUAAACUGGCCGUGCGAGCCGAACAGGCCCAUGAUUUGACCCGUCCGGCUCUCUUUCCCGAGCAUUGGGCCCCGGCGGCCAUUAAUCGCGGGGUGAAGAACGGUCAGUUACUGGUGGGUGUCUUCUAUCUGAGUCGCACCAAUUAUACCCAAGCUUCGAUUAACGUCGAAGGUCGCGAUCAGCCCGUGCUCAUUCAAGGCUUGGCUCAUCAAAACCGCGCCUUGGAUGGCGAUCGGGUGGCGGUCGAGCUUUUACCGGCACCCGAAUGGCGGGCCGAGUCCGAAGUUGUUCUCGAAGAUGACGGGCAAGAUCCAGGCGAUACGAUAACCGAGGACCACGCGGUGUCCGGGAGCACGUCGCGCCAAGUUCAACCUUCAGGCAAAGUGGUGGGGAUCGUUCAACGCAAACGUCGCCAGUAUUGUGGCGUACUCUUACCCAGUCCUGUGCCUCAGGCCACCCGCCACCUGUUUGUCCCCGCCGAGAAGAAGAUCCCCCGCGUGCGCAUCGAAACGCGCCAAGUGCAGCGUUUGACCGGCCAGCGGAUCAUCGUCACCAUCGACGCUUGGCCUCGGCAUUCGCGUUACCCGCAGGGCCAUUUUGUACGGGCGCUUGGACCCAUCGGUGACAAAGCCACGGAGAAUGAAGUGUUGCUUCUGGAGCACGACAUCCCCCAUUCCAAGUUUUCUGAGGCGGUCUUGGCCUGUUUGCCCGAAUUGCCUUGGGUAAUAACGCCCCAAGACGAAUCUGAACGCGUCGAUUGUCGCCAUCUAGACAUUUGCUCCGUGGAUCCCCCGGGUUGUACCGAUAUCGACGACGCGCUACAUUGUAUCCAACUGCCGAACGGAAACUUUCAAGUGGGCGUUCACAUUGCCGACGUGUCGCACUUCAUCCGGCCAAACACCCCGAUUGACCUGGAGGCGGCUAGUCGAAGCACCACGGUUUACCUAACCGACCGGCGCAUCGAUAUGGUACCGGGUUUGCUUUCUUCCAACCUGUGCUCACUGCGAGGGGGCGUGGAACGGUUUGCGUUCUCGUGCGUUUGGGAAAUGGACCCGGAGGCUCGAAUCAUCCAGACCAAAUUCCACAAAAGCAUCAUCAAAUCCAGAGCGGCCUUAACCUACGAGCAAGCUCAAAAUCGGAUCGACGAUCCAUCAGAUGAGACCUCCGUGACUCAGAGUCUCCGCCAAUUGAUGUCUUUAUCCAAGAUUUUGAAACAGCGUCGACUCGACCAAGGCGCCCUCGUAUUGGCGUCCUCGGAGGUGCGCUUUACGGUGGACAGUGAAACUGCUGAUCCUAUUGACGUGCAAGUCAAGCAAAUGCGGGACACAAACUCAAUGGUGGAAGAGUUCAUGUUGGCCGCCAACAUCUCAUCGGCUAAGAGAAUCUUCCAAGAAUUCCCGGAUUGCGCCAUGCUUCGCCGGCAUCCCGCUCCCCCACCUUCAAACUUCGAUCCAUUGGUGAAGGCCGGCAAGCGACAAGGUUACGAAAUCAAGGUGGAUUCCGGCAAGGCAUUGGCCGACUCGCUGAAUGCCGCCACCGAUGGCAAAAACGCUUACUUCAACACUAUGCUGAGAAUGAUAGCUACCCGUUGCAUGAUGCAAGCCGUUUAUUUUGCGUCAGGCACCAUUGAAGAGCCGCUUUUCCAACAUUACGGCCUGGCCUGUCCUAUUUACACGCAUUUCACAUCACCGAUUCGUCGUUAUGCAGAUGUGAUCGUUCAUCGCCUCUUAGCGGCCAGUAUUGGUGCUGAUUCUACCUAUCCUGCCUUGUUGGACAAGAAGUCCACCCAAAACAUUGCUAAUAACAUCAAUUACCGUCAUCGAAUGGCCCAAUAUGCCAGCCGAGCUUCGGUCAAUCUUCACACGCACAUGUUUUUCCGAAACAAGAAACGGGACGAGAUUGGUUAUGUUCUGUUUGUGCGCCAAAACGCCAUCCAAGUGCUGAUCCCCAAAUAUGGUCUGGAGGGCACUUUGUACUUACGCUCAGACACGGACAAGUCGAUUGCGUUCCAUUUCGACGAGGAUGAGCCCAGUCAAAGCUGCGGCGAUGUGACCAUCCGGCUCUUCCAAAAACUGAGAGUGCAACUGACAUUGGAUUCGUCAAACGUUCAGCAUGAGAAACUGGUUCUGAGGUUGGUCGAGCCUCAUAUUCCGGGAUUUUCCGUGGAGGCCAUUUCCGAUGAUGAGACGAGCAUGGAGGAAGAGGCUCCUCUUGCCGGUUCGACGCCUUCAUCCAAAAUCGAAGCCAAUGCUAAACCGACGAGAAAGCGCUCUUCUCCCCAGAAUUCGAAGGCGACACCCAAGGCUAAAAAGGGCAAGAAAUCGUGAAGAUUGUGGCUUAAUUUUCCAAAUAAAUUGCAUAUGCCCUCGAAAGGUGAUGUUAAAAGA